Cladophialophora psammophila CBS 110553 is the source of this 1575-nucleotide messenger RNA. RefSeq lists its product as uncharacterized. Lineage: Eukaryota; Fungi; Ascomycota; Eurotiomycetes; Chaetothyriales; Herpotrichiellaceae. Gene Ontology annotation, molecular function: transmembrane transporter activity. The record is from RefSeq and is a predicted model, not a curated record. The transcript has 4 exons. The coding region runs from base 1 to 1575 and encodes 524 amino acids. Gene Ontology annotation, cellular component: membrane. Gene Ontology annotation, biological process: transmembrane transport.
AUGGAGUCUCACGAGAUGCUGUCGGUCAAGAACCCUCAGGUCAACAUUGAAGAUGAGAAGAGAGAGUUCGCCACACAGUAUGGUGGCCAAAGGACCGAGGGAACAAGAAACACGUCGACAAGAGUUCGAAGAAUUUUCAGCUUCGCACAGAUUUUCUUUUUCGCGCUCAGUUACAUGUCGUCCUGGGAGGCCAUCGCAUCAAAUAUCGCAUAUUUUUUCUGGAAUGGCGGUCCUCGCUCUCUUUCAUUCGGCUACCUUAUUGUCAUCUCAGGUGUGCUGUGUCAGGUCGCGUCCAUGGCUGAGAUGGCUUCAGUACAGCCUAUCGCAGGUGCGCAGUACCACUGGACUCACUACCUCGCGCCACCAUCGCAGCGGCGCUUCAUCACCUGGAUGCAAGGCUGGAUUACCUGGUUUUCUUGGAUCUCUUUGCUGGCUGGCGUGGCCAACAUUGCUGCUCUCAUGAUCCAAGCACUUGUCAUCGCCAACUAUCCCUCCUACAUUCCGCACGGAUGGCAUGUGACUCUGAUAAUUUAUGCCUUGCUCCUUGUCCAAGGCUUGAUGAAUCAGUUCGCUUUCUGGACAAUUCCAUGGAUUGAGUUGCUCUCUGGUCUCUUGCACAUAAUCAUGUGGGUGGUCUUCGUUUCGGUGUUGGUCACCCUUGCGCCGCGCCACACGGCGGACUUCGUCUUCUUGGAAAAGUCGGCACUUUCCGGUUGGAACAACGAGUAUAUCUCAUUCAACCUCGGUAUGCUUACUGCUACCUGGGGUUUCGUAGGUUUCGAUGGAGCAGUCCACAUGUCUGAAGAAGUGCGAAAAGCGCGACAUGCAGUGCCGAGAGCCAUGUUCUGGAGUAUUGUCAUGAACGGUGCCCUUGCCUACGGAAUGGUGCUCGUCUUCCUGUUCUGCGCGGGAGAUGUCAACGAACUUCUUUCUUCUGGCUACCCUCUUCUCCUCAUUUGCAUCAAUGCGACGCAGUCCACAAGAGCUGGCUCGGCAAUGGUCGGUCUGUCAAUGAUCGUCACUCUGGCCUGCUGUCUGGGCAGUAUCGCAUCUGCAUCUCGAUUGACUUGGGCGUGGUCUCGAGAUGGGGCGCUGCCCGCCUAUUUCUCGUAUAUCGACCCGAAGCACCGCAUUCCCGUCCGCUCAGUUUGGUUGCCAGUCUUCAUUGUCAUGUUGCUGGCUCUACUCAAUAUCGGUAGCAGCGUUGCCUUCAACGUUAUUGUCGCACUUUCGACGCUUGGCCUGUACCAGUCAUACCUCAUCGCCAUUGCCUGUAUGAUCUGGGCCCGAUACAGAGGAAGAGUCGAACCUUCGGGCUGGUCUUUGGGACGCUGGGGUAUUUACAUCAACGUCUUUGCGGUUAUCUACUCGGCAUACAUCAUGGUCUUCCUUUGCUUCCCAUCGUUCCUCCCCAUCAACGGUUCCGAUAUGAACUACGCCCUCCCGAUCAAUGCCUUUGUCCAGCUCGUUGCGCUGGCUCUGUGGUUCUUGUGGGGCAAGCAGAACUGGAAAGGACUCAACAAGGGCGUCGUCGAUGCUGUGGUUGCCGAUUCAGAUCGCAACACCAAGGACUAA